GAUAUUUCUGCGCCGCUUUUGACCAUCGGGGCUUGUAUUGUUUCUCAGAUGCUGCUCGGCGAACAGAACCGCAGGAUUUCUGCCUCUUGAGUAUGAGAGGGACCGAAGACCCGUCCGAAAACCACAGCCAGAGCCCAAAACAGCAGCAUGAGCCCGGGAGCCGGAGAACUUUAGAGCCGCUCGGAGCCGCAGAUUCCCGACACGCGGGAGAAGCAGAUUCAGGUCUCCACAGAAUGGAGCGAGAAUGAGCAGAGCGCGGUCGAGAGUGAAGCAUGAACUGGAGGCUCAUUGAAGUCACUUACCUUCUGUUUAUAUGGGAGCAUAUAACAGUUCAGUCUUCCCGCCAGGAGCCCUCGGCCAAUGAACAGCAUGUCAGCAAGCAGUUUGAUUGGCUCAUCUCUGACCGAGGCCCUUUCCACCACUCCAAGGGCUACCUCUCCUUCAUGGAGAGAUUUCGACAAGGAUUCACGACCCGGUAUAAAAUAUAUAGGGAGUUUGCCCGCUGGAAGGUGAGGAACACGGCCAUUGAGAGGCGGGAUCUGAUGCGCAAUCCUCUGCCGCUGAUGCCGGAGUUCCAGCGCAGCAUGCGGAUGCUCGGCAGACGGCCGUCCACACAGCAGUUCAUCGACACCAUCAUUAAAAAAUAUGGGACGCACAUCCUGAUCUCCGCCACUCUGGGAGGUGAGGAAGCUCUCACCAUGUACAUGGCCAAGAACAAGCUGGACCGGAAGAUGGUGAACGCCAGCCAGGGAGUGGAGGCUCUGCACCAGCUCGCGUCCUCGUACUUCAUUGACCGUGACGGCACCAUGAGAAAACUCCACGAGAUCCAGAUCUCCAGCAAUGCCAUCAAGGUGACGGAGACGCGGACAGGUCCACUGGGCUGCAGCACCUAUGAUAACCUGGACUCGGUCAGUUCUGUCCUCCUCCAGAGCCCGGAGAGUAAACUGCAUCUACAAGGUUUGCAGGUGAUUUUCCCCGAGUACCUGCAGGAGAAGUUUGUGCAGUCGGCUCUCAGCUACAUCAUGUGUAACGGCGAGGGAGAAUACAUCUGCCAGAACAGCCAGUGUAUCUGCCAGUGCGCAGACGAGUUCCCACAAUGCAACUGUCCCACCACUGACCUGCAGAUCAUCGAAAACACACUCAUCGGGAUGGCGGAGACCUGGGAGGCUUCAUACAUUGACUUCGAGAGCUCAGAUGAGUUCAAGUCAUUCCUGAAGCGUCUGCCGGCGACACACUUCCUCCCAGUGAGCAGUGUUCAUCUGCUGUGGGGCAGCGACUGGGAUCUCCAGAACCGCUAUCGGCUCCUGCAGAGCUCGCUGGAGGCCCAGAGACUGAAGAUCCAGAGAACGGCACGAAAACUGUUCGGUCUGAGCGUCCGCUGCCACCAUAACCCCAACCACCAGAUGCCCAGAGAGAGAUCGGUGCUGCAGUGGCUGAACCGCGUGCAGUCCUUCCUCUACUGCAAUGAGAACGGCUUCUGGGGAACUUUCCUAGAGAGCCAGCGCACAUGUGUGUGUCACACUGGCGCCACGCUCUGCCAGCGGCCCAUCCCGUGUGUGAUCGGAGGCAACAACAGCUGCGCCAUGUGCAGCCUGGCCAACAUCUCCCAGUGCGGAUCCUGCAACAAGGGCUACAAGCUGUACCGAGGCCGCUGCGAGCCGCAGAAUGUAGACUCGGAGCGCAGCGAGCAGUUCAUCAGCUUCGAAACAGACCUGGACUUCCAGGACCUGGAGCUCAAAUACCUGCUGCAGAAGAUGGACUCGCGUCUGCACAUACACACCACCUUCAUCAGCAACGAAGUGCGCCUGGAGACCUUCUUCGAUCCGCGAUGGCGCAAGCGGAUGUCGCUGACGCUCAAGAGCAACAAAAACCGUAUGGAUUACCUGCACAUGAUCGUGGGACUGUCAAUGAAGAUCUGCCAGAUGCGCAACAGCAGCGUGGAUCCCAUGUUUUUCGUAUAUGUAAACCCAUUCAGCGGCAGCCACUCCGAAGGAUGGAGCAUGCCUUUCGGCGAGCAUGGAUAUCCACGCUGGGAAAAAGUUCGCUUGCAGAAUUCGCAGUGUUUUAAUUGGACGCUGCUAUUGGGGAACCGAUGGAAGACCUUUUUCGAGACCGUGCAUAUUUAUCUAAGGAGCCGUGCGAAGGUGCCGACUGUCCUGCGUAAUGAUAGCGGCCCAGUGGACUUAUCGGAUCCCAACAAGAGGCAGAUCUACAUCAAGAUUUCUGAUAUCCAAGUGUUCGGUUAUAGCGUACGCUUCAACGCGGAUCUUCUGAGGAGCGCCGUACAGCAGGUUAAUCAAUCGUACACGCAGGGAACCCAGUUUUACUCGUCUUCGUCCAUCAUGUUGCUUCUGCUGGAUAUUCGGGAGAGAAUUAACCGUCUGGCGCCCCCGGUGGCUCCGGGAAAACCGCAACUGGACUUGUUUUCGUGUAUGCUGAAACAUCGGCUCAAGCUCAACAACAGCGAGAUGAUUCGGGUCAAUCAUGCGUUGGACAUGUACAACACAGAAAUCUUAAAACAAUCGGAUCAUCUGACUACCAAACUUUGCUGAAAACCGACUGGAAGGACGACGGCGUUUGGGAAAAUACGGCGUUUAAAAAAAAACGGAUCUUUAUAUUUUCGUUCUUCGGUUUUUGCUCUUUUGAUGUAUUAUUAACAACUUUGUAAGUGUUCGAUUGUUAAACCUAAAAACAAACAAACAAACAAACAAACAAACAAACAAACAUACACACUGAAGAAAAACAGAUUCAUUGGAUUAACUAACUUUUUUGUUUUAAGGUAAGUGGUUGCGAACUGUUUAAUGGGGCUGGAUUUAUACGAAUUAAAUUUGGUGAUGUUCAACCUGAUUUGUUUGUUUAAAUUCAACCCAUUUUAAUUGUUUGCAGGGCCACACAGUGCCUCAGUGGUUAGCACUGUGGCCUCACAGCAGGAAGGUCGUUGGUUCAAGUCCCGACUGAGCCAGUUGGUGUUUCUGUGUGGAGUUUGCAUGUUCUCCCCAUGUUGGCGUGGGUUUCCUCCGGGUGCUCCGUUGUCCCCCACAAGUCCAAACACAUGCACUAUAGGGGAAAUUGGGUAAGCUAAAUUGUCCAUAGUGUAUAAGUAUAUGUCCUGGUCCUCCAGGUUGGGGGUUGAGCAUUGGGCUAACAAUCCACCUUGUAAAAUGUAUAUGUUGCGGAACACCAGCAUGGUGCGACUAAAUAUCAACUUCGCUAUAAAACAACCCUACUAAUAAGCAAGUAAGGUUCAACCUAAUACGUUUGUUUAAAUUUAGCCCAUAUUAAUUUGCUUGCCGGGUGACACAGUGGCUCAAUAGUUAGCACUAUGGUCUCACUUCAAGAAGGUCGCUGGUUCAUGUCCCGGCUGGGUCAGUUGGUGUUUCUAUGUGGAGUUUGCUUGUUCUCCCCAUGUUGGCGUGGGUUUCCUCUGGGUGCUACGUUAUCCCCUACAAGUCCAAAGACAUGCUCUAUAGGUGAAUUGGGUAAGCUAAAUUGUUCGUAAUGUAUUUGUCCUGGUCUUCCAGAUUGGGGAUUGAGCGAUGGGCUAAUGACCCACCUU
Messenger RNA from Danio rerio (zebrafish), 3556 nucleotides. It is a transcript of the gene brinp1, whose product is annotated as BMP/retinoic acid inducible neural specific 1. The record is from RefSeq and is marked provisional. Gene Ontology annotation, cellular component: cytoplasm. Lineage: Eukaryota; Metazoa; Chordata; Actinopteri; Cypriniformes; Danionidae. Gene Ontology annotation, biological process: negative regulation of mitotic cell cycle; positive regulation of neuron differentiation.